AAUGACUAAUAAUCAGCCUCGCUCGUUUGAAUUUAAUCCCCGCUUAAACUUCAACUGAGGUAUCAUUUUAGUGUAUUGAAACUGUUGCGUUAAAUCAUUUCCAUCCUUCGAGAAGUUAAGUCACUGAAAAUGAAGGUGUUGCUAGCGGUAAUUGCCGCACUCACAGUCAGCCUUGGAGCUGCACUCGAUCCUCAUGAACACAACAAGGUUGUCUGUUAUUGGAAUUCUACUUCAUUUGAACGUCCAGGACCAGGAAAAUUCCAAAUAGAUGAUUUAAAACCAGCAUUGCCUUUCUGUACGCAUCUAAUCUACGGAUUCGCGGGCGUAGACGCUAAUAGUUUUGAAGCGAUUCCUCUGCACCCAAAUCUAGAUACCGGCGCGGGAUAUGCAUUCUACCGAAUUGUCACUCAACUGAGACAAACUUAUCCUCAUCUGAAAGUGUACCUCAGUAUCGGUGGAAACGCCGACCCCGACUAUGAAACACACAAAUAUUUAACUUUGACUGAAACCCCAGAAACACGCACCAGAUUCAUAAAUUCCGUGAUGCGGCUUGUAAACGAGUACGACUUUGACGGAAUAGAUCUAGCCUGGGAGUUUCCCGAGACCAAAGUAAAAAAACACCGCAGCACACUCGGCAAUGUCUGGCAUAACAUUAAAAAAGCAUUCGGCGGCGGUAAAUUCAAGGACGAGAAAGAAGAGGAGCACCGAAAUGGAUUUACAAAUCUAGUGCGUGAUCUCAAGGUUCAAUUAAGAUCAAGAAAUAAGGCCUUGACACUCACCGUGUUGCCUCACGUCAAUGCCACCAUUUACUACGACGCGAGACUCCUCGCUCCCAACAUCGAGGCCGUUCAUUUGAUGGCCUUCGAUCAAGUAACACCCGAAAGAAAUCCCAAAGAAGCUGAUUAUCCAGCGCCGAUUUAUGAAAGUUACAACCGCGUUCCUCAAGACAACAUUGAUGCUGCUGUCAGAUACUGGCUGGAACAUGGAACUCCCGGUGGUAAAAUAGUCAUAGGAAUACCAGCAUUCGCACGUACAUGGAAAUUGACAUCAGAAAGCCAAAUCUCUGGAGUACCACCGAUCGUAGCUGAUGGACCGGGUGCCGAGGGACCACAUACAGCAACUCCAGGUAUAUUGGCAUACGGAGAAGUGUGCACACGUCUGACAGAAAGCCAUGUCGGUAGAUUAAGACGCGUUGGUGAUCCAUCUAAAAAAUACGGCAGCUACGCGUAUCAAUCUUACAAUCCUGAGACAGGCGUUGACGGAAUAUGGGUCGGGUACGAAGACCGCGACACUGCGGGAAACAAAGCUAGUUAUUCCAAAGCCAAGGGUCUCGGUGGUGUUGCCAUUUGGGAUCUUUCUACAGAUGAUUUCCGAGGCAUUUGCGCUGGCGAUAAAUUCCCUAUCGUUCAUGCUGCUAAAGAUAAACUGUAAACUAUAAUUAUUAUUAUUAAUAUUACCUCAUUAUCAUUUAAUACAACUGUUUCUUUGUUAAAUAAUAAAAGUUUCAUAUAUUAAAGAUGUAAUUUUAAUAUGUUGAUAAAAUAAAUAUUUUAACAAUUUGCUAAUUGCAAAUAA
Microplitis demolitor is the source of this 1575-nucleotide messenger RNA. RefSeq names its product chitinase-like protein Idgf4 (gene Idgf4). Lineage: Eukaryota; Metazoa; Arthropoda; Insecta; Hymenoptera; Braconidae. Gene Ontology annotation, biological process: carbohydrate metabolic process; chitin catabolic process. The coding region runs from base 130 to 1431 and encodes 433 amino acids. The record is from RefSeq and is a predicted model, not a curated record. The transcript has 6 exons. Gene Ontology annotation, molecular function: chitin binding. Gene Ontology annotation, cellular component: extracellular region.